CUAGCAACCUUUCGGUUACUAGCCCAACGCUCUAACCACUAGGCCACCUGCCACCCCAAAAUUGAUGAAGGAAGGGAAAAAAAACUGAUUUGAAUACAUUUUAGAAUGAGUCUGUAACGUAACAAAAUGUGGAAAAGUCUAAGGGGUCUGAAUACUUUCUGACUGUGGUGUAUACUGCAGUCUGAAUUUGUUUAGCUCUGUUACAGAAUCAACAUUUUUAUAUUUAUUACUGAUAUCUGUAUUAGUAAAUAUUGAUUUUGUGACCACAUCUUUUUUUGCCAGUAGGGAAAUGGUUUUUAUUGUCACCUGGAAGGUAGUAAAUGUGUUAUGAACUGGUUGAUAUAUUACUGUGAUGUCAGCUACUGGUGGUGGUACCUGGCAAGGUGAGCAGGGACUAAGCCUACCUUUUUCUUAGGUCAGUUUCACAUACACACAACCCUUUUUAAAGGAGGAAGACUGUCUGCUGACUGAAUACAACAUCGAGAUUGGUGACGUCACGAUUCAAAAAAAGAAAUAAAAAAUGUUCAGGAACAAUAGCGUGCCGUUUCCCUCUCAACCAAGAGGGUUCCCUCAGGUGGAUCCCCCCUCUCAGAGGUCCAGUAUGACCAGACCCAGUGCCAAGUCCAUAUACAUGCAAAGGAAGGAGUAUUCUGAAACGAUGAACAACCAACCUGACAACUUUCAGUACAGGGUGGAGCACCUGUUUACGUGUGAGUUGGACGGCCAGGAGGUGCGCAACUUGGAUGACUGUGUGACCAGGCUGCAGAGGCUGGAGGCUAAGGGCCGUGUCUGGGGGCAGGAGGUGAUCCUGGAGGUCCAGGGAGGAUACCUUCAGCUCAACGACAUCGAGACCAAGGCAGAGCUGGAGUAUGUGCCUCUGGGAAGUGUAGUUCAGACCAAGGCUGUGUUGGACACUUGUGCCUACAACUCCCUGCUCACUGUUAUGGUCCAGGAACGCAACAGGCGCAUCCCUCAAGUCUUUAUGUUCCAGUGUGAGGAGGUCGGGGCAGAGCAUAUCAGAGAAGACCUGGACAAGGCUGUCCAACACAACGCCAAUGCUCCUCCUCCUGAACCUCGCAGAGAACCAAGCAGACACAAGAGUAAUCUGGAGAACAUCAUCGGUCAACAGGCGAAUGGGAAUGGCUUCUGGCCCAUUGGUCCUGCUCCUCCCAUGAUGCUGCAGGAGAGGACCCCUCCUCCCCCUGACCGCACCGCCCCGGUGUACAACAACAGAAACGGAAGGGACUAUGAGAGCUUCCCUCCCCCUCCAGUCUACAGCCCACUACAGGAGCCCCUGCACAGUCCGGAGGUAUACGGAGGGUCACUGCAGUACGGAGCUAGAGACCAAGAGCCUCGCCAACCCCAGCCUCAAUACACUGACACAGAGAGGAAUGUGGAAAUUUUAAACCAUGUGCUGAACGACGUGGAGCUCUUCAUGGGGAAAGUAGCCGCUCCUCAUGAAGAGAAGAACAACAAGAAGAACAAGAAGAAGAAAAGCUCAAAGCCAAACGCUGACAACUUGCCACAUUGGGAGGAGUUUGUUGUCUGUCUUCAGAAAAUCAAGUAUGGAUUCAACCUGCUGGGAAAGCUGAAUGGAGAGAUCCAGAACCCUAGCGCUGCUGACUUUGUCCACAUUCUCUUCUCCACUCUGGGCAUGUUGAUGUGCCACUACCCCCCUGACCUGCCCCCCUCUGUCCUGACCCCCCUGCUAACAGAGCCAGCACUCAUCUUGCUUAGCCAGGUGGUCACCCCAGAGGAGGACCAGAAAUGGAGGGCCCUGGGAGACUCCUGGAACAUCCCCAGGUCCAAAUGGCCAGACGGUCACAUGAUCCCGCCCUACAACCCAGAGUUCUAUGAUGGUUGGCAGCCGCCACAGCCUGUCCCACCGGCAGCCAAUCAGGGCCUGAGCAGGAGCAACAGCCAGCACAUCCCCCUGAGAAAGGAAAUGAUGCAACAGAUGCCUGAUGAGGGCAGGCAGUUGAGCAGGAGCAACAGCCAAUACAUGCAACGGCCUGAGGAGCUGGCCCCAGUGAGGAUGCGUGUGAUCUAUGACUUUAUGGCCAGGAACCCCCAGGAGCUGAGCAUUAUGAAGGGAGAGGUUGUCCAGGUCGUAGACAAGUCGGGGCAGUGGUGGAGGAUCCGUAAUGAACGUGGCGAGGAGGGUCACGUUGCUAAGAACGUUCUAGAGCCUCUGGAUGGAGGGAGAGGGCCCUGGGAUGAGGGCCAGGAGGUGCGCUCCCCUCCACCCCUCAACAUGCAGUCCAGACCUGCAGAGGUGAAAGCCUGGCUGGAAUACAAAGCCUUCUCCAAAAUAACGGUUCGUAGCCUGAGCGUGCUGAACGGAGCCCUGCUACUGGGGAUGUCCAAAGAUGAGAUGAGGACGGUGUGUCCAGAGGAAGGAGGAAGAGUCUUCUUCCAGCUGCAGGCCAUCAAGUCCUCCAUAGCCCUUGCCAGUGAGUCCAGUGGAUAUGGCCCUUAUAACGGUCGUUAGGCUGACUCGUCACAA
This is a messenger RNA of Oncorhynchus mykiss (rainbow trout), 2506 nucleotides long. NCBI's taxonomy places the organism in Eukaryota, Metazoa, Chordata, Actinopteri, Salmoniformes, Salmonidae. The record is from RefSeq and is a predicted model, not a curated record.